This is a messenger RNA of Linderina pennispora, 1206 nucleotides long. RefSeq names its product DHS-like NAD/FAD-binding domain-containing protein. The record is from RefSeq and is a predicted model, not a curated record. Lineage: Eukaryota; Fungi; Kickxellomycota; Kickxellomycetes; Kickxellales; Kickxellaceae. Bases 1 to 1206 code for a protein of 401 amino acids. Gene Ontology annotation, molecular function: NAD+ binding. The transcript has 2 exons.
AUGCCUGUACAGACGCUGGAUCUCUCUGAAAAAUGCGAUGAGCUCUUGUCUCUCCUGAAACGCGUAUCUUCGGCGAAGCGGUUCGUCGUGGUCACUGGGGCUGGAAUCUCAGUAAACUGCGGCAUCCCCGAUUUCCGCUCCUCUGGCGGCAUAUUCCAGCAGAUACAAAAGAGGCACCCGAACCUGGUAACCAGCGGACGUGACCUGUUUGAUGCAUCAGUUGUAUUCCGGUCGCAGAAAGCGGCUGAUGUAUUUUACGAGUGGAUGACCAGCCUGCGAGGACAAUUCAGGAAGGCAGAGCCAGGCCCUGUGCACAGGUUUAUCAGGACGCUGGCGGAUCGCGGAUCAUUGCUACGGAACUACACGCAGAAUAUCGACGGAUUGGAGGCCAAAGCCGGGCUAAAUGUGUGGGAUCCAAACGGCGAUGUAGCGUGGCAAAAGGCAGACACCGUGCCGCUGCAUGGCAGCAUGGAGCAUUUGAAAUGCCAGCUGUGCUCGAGCACGUACCCGUUUGACGGCAACCUGGGUGCCGGCGACGCGUGCCUGGAUUGCUCAACCCGGUCUUCGAUCCGCGAAGCUAUGGGCCGGCGCGCAUUGCCAUCGGGGAAGCUCCGCCCCACUGUUGUUCUAUACGAGGAGCCGCACCCGCAUAGCGAGGAUAUUGCCAAGAUAAUAUCGCACGAUACGCGCGCUCUUUCGUCACGCCGCAGCACAUCCAAGCUGACCGACGUGCCUGGGUGCAAGCAGCUGGUGAAGCAACUGGCAGGCGCGGCGACGCUGACGGUGGUGGUUAACAAUGAGCCGGUGUGCGGGAAGGCUUGGGAUAGCGUUGUUGAUUUCCAGGUUAUCGGGGCUGCUGAGGAGUGGUGCGCCAAGGUCGAACGGCUGUGGAACGCGCAGACAAAGAUAACGCAGUGGACCAAGGCACGCAAGAGCGCGAAUGUGCUACGGGAGACAGGCAAGAGCAGGGUGGCCAAGGAGAAUGCUGUGAAGAAAGAGGACGCCCCUGCCAACUCCAAGACGCCUACGGGCUCAAAGAAGCGCUCUAGGGGUACCGACGACGGCGAUAAUAAUGCUGAUAAGGAGACACAGCCCAAGAAGGCAAGGCGGCACCAGAACGACGAAAACUAUGUCAUUGACCAUUCGGCUUGCCGUUCACUCCGCUUGGCCGAGAAAAAGGAUCUCAGACCGACAGUCUGCUUGUAA